UUACCUUAUCUCAAUCCGAAGCUGGGAAAACUGGUAUGGGAGAACAUGGCCAGAGCAACAGUGGACAUUCUACCGACAGUACAGAUAGUGCAGAUGAAGAUGAAGGACCAGUUGAUGGUGGACUAGUUGGAAACACUAAUACAAAUGGUGGUGGAAAACAUGGCCAGAGUAAUAGUGGUCCCUCCAUUGAUAGUUUAGGUAGUGUAAGUGAAGAUGAAGAAGGACCUGUUGGUGGUGGAUAUAGUGGAAAUAUUGAUACAAAUAAUGGUGGAGAACAUGGUCAUAGUAAUGGUGGAGGACAAGGCCAGAGUAACAGUUGUCACUCGACUGACAGUUUAAGUAGUACAAGUGAAGAUGAAGGAAGACCAGAUGGUGGUGGACAUGGUGGAAAUAAUAAUGCAAAUAGUGAAGUACAUGGUCAUAGUAAUAGUGGUGCAGGACAUAGCCAGAGUAACAGUGGUCACUCGACUGACAGUUUAAGUAGUACAAGUGAAGAUGGAGGACCAGAUGGUGGUGGACAUGGUGGAAAUAAUGAUGCAAAUAGUGGUGAAGAACAUGGUCAUAGUAAUAGUGGUGGAGGGCAUGGCCAGAGUAACAGUGGUCACUCGACUGACAGUUUAAGUAGUACAGGCGAAGAUGAAAGAGGAUCAGAUGGUGGUGGACAUGCUGGAAAUACUAAUGCAAAUAGUGGUGAAGAACAUGGUCAUAGUAAUAGUGGCGGAGGACAUGGCCAGAGUAACAGUGGCUACUCCACUUCUAGUUUAGGUAGUGUAGAUGAAGAUGAAGGAGAACCAGAUGGUGGUGGACAUGGUGGAAAUAUUAAUGCAAAUAGUGGUGAAGAACAUGGUCAGAGUAAUAGUGGUCACUCGACUGACAGUUUAAGUAGUACAGGCGAAGAUGAAAGAGGACCAGAUGGUGGUGGACAUGGUGGAAAUAUUAAUGCAAAUAGUGGUGGAGGACAUGGCCAGAGUAACAGUGGUCACUCGACUGACAGUUUAAGUAGUACAGGUGAAGAUGAGGGAGGACCAGAUGAUGGUGGAAAUAAUAAUGCAAAUAGUGGUGAAGAACAUGGUCAUAGUAAUAGUGGCGGAGGACAUGGCCAGAGUAACAGUGGCUACUCCACUUCUAGUUUAGGUAGUGUAGAUAAAGAUGAAGGAGAACCAGAUGGUGGUGGACAUGGUGGAAAUACUAAUGCAAAUAGUGGUGAAGAACAUGGUCAGAGUAAUAGUGGUCACUCCACUGACAGUUUAAGUAGUACAGGCGAAGAUGAAAGAGGACCAGAUGGUGGUGGACAUGGUGUAAAUAAUAAUGCAAAUAGUGGUGAAGAACAUGGUCAGAGUAACAGUGGCUACUCCACUGCUAGUUUAGGUAGUGUAGAUGAAGAUGAAGGAGAACCAGAUGGUGGUGGAUAUGGUGGAAAUACUAAUGCAAAUAGUGGUGAAGAACAUGGUCAGAGUAACAGUGGCUACCCCACUGCUAGUUUAGGUAGCGUAGAUGAAGAUGAAGAAGUUGGUGUCGGAGAUGGUGGAAAUACUAAAGCAAAUGGUGGUGGAGAACAUGGUCAGAGUAACAGUGGUCAUUCCACUGACAGUUUAGGUAGUGCAGAUGAAUAUGAAGAAGGACCAGAUGGCGGUGGACAUGGUAGAAAUACUACUACAAAUGGUGGUGGAGAACAUAACCAGAAUAACACUGGUCACACCACUGACAGUUUGAAUAUUACAGAUGAAGAAGUAGAAGAACCGAUUGAUGUUCAUGGUGGAAAUACUAAUACAAAUGGUAAUGGGGAUCUAGGCCAGAGUAGCAGUGGUCAAUCAAGUGAUAAUCCAGGUAGAGCAGAUGAAGACGAGGAAGGUCAAAUAGAGGGAACUCAAGGUGGUAAUAUAAAUGAUAAUGAAGAACAGGAUGAGAAUAAUGGUCAACUAUUAAAUGUUGAAAAUGUACAUGAAGUUCAUGAGCAGGUACUUACAACACCCACCUAUAACAAUAUUUGGUACAAAAGAGUAGUUCCUUUAGAAGGUGAUGUUGGAGCACAGCAUGCAGAUUUAACUACCCAAAAAGCAUUUGAAGAAAUGAACAGCAUCAUUUCGGAGAGUUCUACUGUUGCAAUCAGUAUAGCAGCUGCUGUUGGUGUAGGAGGGAUAUUCGCUGUUCUGGGAAGACACUUGUACAAGAGAAUGACAAAUAAGGUGUCAUACCAAGCACAAUCACCGACAUCGAGCCAGUCUGAUUUGGUGAACGAGAACAGUGAUGGGGAUGUAGAAUCGGCAGAGAAGAACGACAAUGGGGCAAAGCGAGCAGAUGAACUAAAGGACUUGUACGUACUACUCUCACUUAACAUGGAUGCCGAAAGUCCGUUAAAACUGAAACCUGCCAAGGUAACACGAUUGACAACAAACUGGAAUAAAUGUCUCAAGUGUCAGAGAGAUACCCCAGAAACAUUGAGUAAAGCAUCAGCACAUAGUCAAAUUGAAUUUCCUUGGAGUGAUUGGUAA
Molecule: messenger RNA, 2492 nt
Organism: Saccoglossus kowalevskii
Lineage: Eukaryota; Metazoa; Hemichordata; Enteropneusta; Harrimaniidae
Source: RefSeq, a predicted model, not a curated record